This is a messenger RNA of Melanotaenia boesemani (Boeseman's rainbowfish), 2178 nucleotides long. RefSeq names its product lysyl oxidase-like 5a (gene loxl5a). The transcript has 7 exons. NCBI's taxonomy places the organism in Eukaryota, Metazoa, Chordata, Actinopteri, Atheriniformes, Melanotaeniidae. The coding region runs from base 187 to 1779 and encodes 530 amino acids. The record is from RefSeq and is a predicted model, not a curated record. Gene Ontology annotation, molecular function: copper ion binding; protein-lysine 6-oxidase activity. Gene Ontology annotation, biological process: peptidyl-lysine oxidation.
AUAGUUUCAGCUCACACUGCAGGCACAAAAAACCUCUCCCAAACCAAGCCCUCCUGCUGGUGAUGCUGUGCGCAACUGCGUGACCAAGUCCAGUAUAAUUAGAACAUCACCGCACCACUCAGGUCCAAGUCAAAUGUUCGUCGUCAAUGUCUGUUUUGGAGCUUAGAGACAGAAUUCCAGUGAGCCAUGGAGAAGGUUGGCUUUGUGUUAAUUUGCUUAUAUGUUCUGGUGUGCUUAGGCACUUGUCAGCAUCCUUUACGCGCACGUGUUGGUCCGUGGAGACACCGGAUCCAGUGGGAGAAUAACGGUCAGGUUUACAGUUUACUGAGCACUGGGACUCAGUUCCGUUUACCUUCGCAAAACAGGAGACGAACCCAACUAUUGCUGACAACAAAAAACAAUUUUAACCAAGUUAACCAGCCUGUUGCGCUUAGUAGACCCACCAGAAACAGAUCAGUUAACAUGGAAGGCGCAUUCGGUGACCAUUCUGAACAAAACGACCACAAUCAAAUGGAUACGUCGGUUCUGGGUGCUGAUGCAGGUCAGUACCUGCUCGCUUCGUUGCGGACAGGUGCGCACAAUCAGUCCCCACCACGUCUGGAACACUUAAGAACUGUGGACCACAGUGCAUAUCAGGUACCGUCAAAUGCCACUGUCAUUCAAGAGUUCUCCGGCAGCGGAGUCCUUCGAGGAGGCAGAAGUACACCUGGAGAUGACGCUGGCGCACAACAGCACAGUGCAUCAGCAGUAAGAACACAAGAAUUAACGCACAACCGUCUGGACACGUUGCAUACCGAGAGCCCAGAUUCACCUGCCACAUCUGUAUGGGUCACUUUGACUGAGGACGGUGGGAACGCGCGUCGACUGCCUCAGCAGACCAUCUCAGGAAGCCGUCAGGGCGCGCAAAGAGUGCGCUCACUGACCAGAGUCUACCCAGAGGUCAACGAUUCACCCACAGUGCAGUCCAGCAACACCGUGGACAUACAAUUUCCUCGUAGAAGUCCGGAUACAACAGAUGUCGGUGACCCACGAGAUCCGCACAGCAUUCAUCACAGGAACUCCGUUUUCUAUAAUGUUUACCCACCUGACCGCAGGAAUAGACAGACAGCGCGGGAUCCCUCCGGAACAGGCUACGGUACCAGGUUCUUCCACAACGGUCUGCCAGACCUGAUACCUGACCCAUACUACAUCCAAGCAGCUUCAUACAUCCAGAGAGUGCAGAUGUAUGCGCUUCGCUGUGCUGCUGAGGAGAACUGCCUCUCCAGGUCUGCAUAUCAUCCGAGUGUGAGGGAUCUCGAUUACAGAGUUCUGCUGCGGUUUCCACAGCGAGUGAAGAAUCAAGGAACUGCAGACUUCCUCCCAAUGAAACCCAGACAUGAGUGGGAAUGGCAUAGCUGUCACCAGCAUUACCACAGUAUGGAGGCCUUUAGUAACUAUGAUUUGCUGGAUGUCUCAACUGGACAAAAGGUUGCUGAGGGACACAAAGCCAGUUUCUGUCUGGAAGACACAUCAUGUGACCCAGGAGUACGGCGGCGCUUUGCAUGCACUGCUCACACUCAAGGGCUUGGUCCCGGUUGCUAUGAUACCUAUCACGCCAACAUUGACUGCCAGUGGAUCGACAUCACUGAUGUACCACCUGGAAACUACAUUCUAAAGGUAACAGUGAACCCCUCUCAGCUGGUCCAGGAGUCUGAUUUCUCCAACAAUGAGGUGAGAUGUGACAUCAGGUACACUGGAAGCUAUGUCCAAGCAAGAAACUGCAGGAUUGUUGUGAGCUGACCUGCUAGAGACAGAAGGUUUCAUAUAAAAAUGUAAACUAAAUAGCCUCUUGUUGCUCGUAAUGUACAGCUGCUACUCUGUAACUCAGACUAAUGUUUUAUUUAUGUCAUGCGAUUUGUUGUGGCUAUAGCCAGCCUGUAAAAGUAAAAUUGUAUUAUUUAUAACAACAUUAAUCUUUAAUCGAUUUUUAAGCAAUGCAGUCCUAUCAGUUGUGUUUGUACAAAAAUGAGUAUUAGAGACUUAAAAUUCUAAAUGAGGGCGUUUAAAUCCCCUCAGUCAGUCUGUAUGACCGAGAUGGUGCUUCUUCUUUUUUGCCAUGGCAGUGUAGAUGCCCUGAAGUUCAAUAUAGUAUAUAAAAACUAAUUGUCCAAGGUGUGUAUUUCCAGUAGUGUGACUGUG